Messenger RNA from Musca domestica (house fly), 874 nucleotides. Its product is annotated as DNA-directed RNA polymerases I, II, and III subunit RPABC1. The coding region runs from base 127 to 759 and encodes 210 amino acids. The record is from RefSeq and is a predicted model, not a curated record. NCBI's taxonomy places the organism in Eukaryota, Metazoa, Arthropoda, Insecta, Diptera, Muscidae. The transcript has a single exon. Gene Ontology annotation, biological process: DNA-templated transcription. Gene Ontology annotation, molecular function: DNA binding; DNA-directed RNA polymerase activity. Gene Ontology annotation, cellular component: RNA polymerase I complex; RNA polymerase II, core complex; RNA polymerase III complex.
AUUGAACAUUGGCAACCCUAGACGCUAACUCGUUGAGUUUUUUGUUUGACGGUCGGCGUGCUUUCAUUUAAUUUCUGGAUUUUUCGUGUAUUUCUUCCUGCAUUUUAUUAGUUACGAAAUUAAAUUAUGGAUGAUGAAGCUGAGACCUACAAACUGUGGCGUAUUCGCAAAACCAUUAUGCAGUUAAGCCACGACAGAGGUUAUUUGGUGACACAAGAUGAAUUGGAUCAGACAUUGGAACAAUUCAAGGAAAUGUUUGGCGACAAGCCCAGUGAAAAACGACCGGCUCGUUCGGAUUUGAUUGUUUUGGUGGCCCAUAACGAUGAUCCUACCGAUCAGAUGUUUGUGUUCUUCCCCGACGAACCUAAAAUCGGAAUCAAGACAAUUAAGACCUAUUGUACUCGUAUGCAGGAGGAGAAUAUUCAUAGAGCUAUUGUUGUUGUUCAGGCUGGUAUGACACCCUCGGCUAAGCAAUCUCUCGUUGAUAUGGCUCCCAAAUAUAUAUUGGAACAAUUCUUGGAAUCCGAAUUGCUGAUUAACAUCACUGAACACGAGUUGGUUCCGGAACAUGUGGUCAUGACACCUGAGGAGAAGCAAGAGCUGUUGGCUCGAUACAAGUUGAAGGAGAACAUGUUGAUGAGAAUUCAGGCCGGUGAUCCAGUCUCUAGAUAUUUUGGUCUUAAAAGAGGUCAGGUUGUAAAGAUUAUUCGUUCUUCUGAGACGGCUGGACGCUAUAUUUCUUAUCGACUGGUUUGCUAAAAGAAGAAACCGGGGACAAUAUAUAUAAGAUAGUUUAAUAAAUGCAUUUAGAUUAUAGAAUUGGAUGACUGGAGAGAAAUAAAUAAUAAUUUUUAAGCAAAUCACUAACAUUUAA